CGCUUCACGGCGUAUUCCUCCACCCUUUCUACGAGCUUCAUCAACAACAACUCCCUUUGAGCGGCUAGACUAAGCUCCCUCACCCUCUCCGAUGCGGCUUCUCAAGACUGGGGCUUUUGUGCGCGCCGCCCAAGCCGCCAAAUUCUCCGUCCCUAGCUGUUCAAGGAUUCCUAUUUCGUCCCCGGUCACGGUCCCAUCAAGAUGGGCAUCCUCCCAGGCGCAAGCCCAAGCUUCGCCCGACGAGCAACCCUUCCCUGAACAAUCUGUCAACCUUGUCAACGAGGUUGACCCAGCAAAGACUGCGGCGGCAUCAAGUCAGAGCGGAGAUCAUGCCAGGUUUGAGAAAAAGUUGCAAGAGUUGGACCUGGGGAAUGAAAUUAUCCGCGAGAAUGGACAAUCUGGAGCAAAGAUCUUGGGGGCACCUUACAUCUUCGAUCAGACCUCGAAUCUGUCCAGCUCCAUCCUGGACCUCGUCGGUCGUAACCUCUAUGACCAUCCUGACCAUCCCAUCUGCAUUACUCGGAAGCUCAUCGAGUCAUGCUUUGAAGAACCGACCUACAAACACUUCGCCAUGGGCAAUCCAGUUGUGACAGUCAGAGACAAUUUUGAUGUCCUGGGCUUUCCGGCAGACCAUCCAGGUCGCUCGAGGACAGACACAUACUAUGUCAAUUCAACCCAUCUCCUGCGCACACAUACUUCUGCCCAUCAAAACGCUGCCUUUCAGUGGCUAGCCAAUAACCCUUCUAGCAAAGGCUACACUAUCUGCGCCGACGUCUACCGCAGAGACAGUAUUGACAGGAGCCAUUUUCCAGUCUUCCACCAAAUGGAAGGCGCCCGAGUCUGGGAAGCUCAGCGGAAUAGAGCCGCUCAGAUUGAGCGCAACUGUGAAGAGAUGCCCAAGACGGGUCUCGUCGUAGAAGACCAAGCCACCGACUUCACCGGGACUGCGAAUCCCUUGCAGCCCGAACAUAACCCAGACGAAGUGUACCAAGUCGCCAGGCAUCUUAAACUCAGCCUUGAGUAUCUGGUCAGCCGCAUCUUCGAGGCCUCACGGCAAUCGCUCCCUUCCGCUGCCAGAACAGACGCCCCCAUGCAAGCCCGCUGGAUCGAAGCUUAUUUCCCUUUCACAUCACCAUCAUUCGAGCUCGAGGUUUUGUGGCAUGGAGGCGAAUGGUUGGAGCUUUUAGGAUGUGGAGUCGUCAAGCAAGGCAUCUUGAACAAAGCUGGAUUGAACGACCAUAUCAGCUGGGCGUGGGGUGUUGGCAUUGAACGCUUCGCCAUGCUCUUAUUUGGCAUCCCUGACAUCCGUCUGUUCUGGUCCACGGAUCCAAGAUUCCUGAAACAGUUCACUCGUGGAAAGAUCACCAAAUUCGAACCAUUCAGUAAAUACCCAGCCUGCUACAAGGAUAUUGCCUUCUGGAUCAAGCCUGUCCCUUCAGCUUCGUCACCCCUCGGGUCACAGUCAGCCCAUACUACUUCAGGUGUUGCAGCUGCAGCUGGUGGAGAUGCCACAAAGGCUUCCCCUGCAGAAACACAGCCAGCCGCUUUCCACGAGAAUGAUAUCAUGGAAGUCGUACGGGACGUGGCGGGCAGUCUGGUCGAAGAUGUGAAACUAGUGGACGAAUUCGUGCAUCCUACGACAGGUAGGAAGAGUCUCUGUUAUAGGAUCAACUAUCGAAGUCUCGAGAGAACAUUGACGAACGAAGAAGUCAAUGGUCUGCACGAGGAAGUCGGAAGAAGGAUGAAAGACCUGUUUGGAGUCGAAUUGCGUUGAAGCCCUUCACCGACCUGGACCUUUUCUGACGGUGCGAUUAUGGCCGUUGUUGAGCGAAGCAGCUCGCCGAGUCGAGACCUGCCCGUCGAACAUCGGGCAGGUUAUCAUGAUAGGCAGGCAAGCGGCUUCGAACGACAAGUUCGGGUCCGGGUUCUCCUUUGGAUCACGCCCAUCGCCCGUCACUGGAGCUAUCGAACCCACAGACACCAGCCUUGUAUAAAUUUCAGACGACUACGUGAGGGAAGAAAGCAGAUGCAUAUAUUCGCGGAAGACAUAUUGUAUUACUACCUUUAUUUCCAUGCUCUCCGAGGCACUCAUCUCCGUCAGUGAAAAUGAGGUUAUAAUUAUGCACAGUGGUUCUAGUAAUCCCAAUAUGUAAGAGAAGAGGUUGUGCUGUACAAGGAAGAAGAGCCCGGAAAAUGCCAGGCCACAUUGAAGCACGUUUAAGCAACAUCUCAUGCGGCUCCGUUGUGAUCAUCUCCAACGCCGCUCGUGGCUUGACACAUACCCACCCAGCCGACAUGCAUCUGUGC
This is a messenger RNA of Cladophialophora immunda, 2307 nucleotides long. RefSeq names its product phenylalanine-tRNA ligase. NCBI's taxonomy places the organism in Eukaryota, Fungi, Ascomycota, Eurotiomycetes, Chaetothyriales, Herpotrichiellaceae. Gene Ontology annotation, cellular component: cytoplasm; mitochondrion. Gene Ontology annotation, biological process: phenylalanyl-tRNA aminoacylation. Gene Ontology annotation, molecular function: phenylalanine-tRNA ligase activity; ATP binding; tRNA binding. Bases 92 to 1774 code for a protein of 560 amino acids. The record is from RefSeq and is a predicted model, not a curated record. The transcript has 2 exons.